Molecule: messenger RNA, 3404 nt
Organism: Scomber japonicus (chub mackerel)
Lineage: Eukaryota; Metazoa; Chordata; Actinopteri; Scombriformes; Scombridae
Product: serine/threonine-protein kinase ICK-like
Exons: 14
Coding region: 327-2285 (652 amino acids)
Biological process (GO): protein phosphorylation; cilium assembly; intracellular signal transduction
Cellular component (GO): nucleus; cytoplasm; cilium
Molecular function (GO): ATP binding; protein serine/threonine kinase activity
Source: RefSeq, a predicted model, not a curated record
ACAGCAACGCGAGAUUAUGGCGGAGGGGCCUAGUUGAAAUGAUAUUUAUAUGUUGUGUGAUGGUUACUAGUCUUAUAAUGGUGCCCGACAGAUGAUUAUCCCGGUUAACCAUUAGUUGAACAUCGCUGCUCGGCUAUGAGGUGCUGUGGAGUGGACGUGAGGAGGUCGGUGGCAAGCCCAUGACACCAUGAGUCCUCCAGCUCUGCCCGCGGUCUUCUGCUGUUGUCACAGGAAAAUCUGGUUGCAUUCAGCAGCAGGAGGCGAACACAUCCCUGCUUUCCAACCAAUUAUCUGCCCCCGGAUGGUGGUAUGGAAGGACAAGCAUAAUGAAUAGAUACACUACCAUCAGACAGCUCGGGGAUGGCACCUACGGCUCUGUCAUCCUUGGCCGCAGUCUGGAAUCAGGGGAACUAGUUGCCAUAAAGAAAAUGAAAAGAAAGUUUUACUCCUGGGAAGAAUGCAUGAAUCUCCGUGAAGUCAAGUCCUUAAAGAAACUCAACCAUGCUAACGUGAUCAAACUUAAGGAGGUCAUUCGAGAAAAUGACCACUUGUACUUCAUAUUUGAGUACAUGAAGGAGAAUUUGUAUCAGCUAAUGAAAGACAGGACUCGGUUGUUUCCCGAAUCUGCCGUAAGAAAUAUAAUGUUUCAGAUCCUGCAGGGGCUCGCAUUCAUUCAUAAACACGGGUUUUUCCAUAGAGAUAUGAAACCUGAGAAUCUUCUGUGCAUGGGCCCUGAGCUGGUGAAAAUCGCUGACUUUGGGCUUGCCCGUGAGAUCAGAUCUCGACCACCGUACACAGACUACGUCUCGACUAGAUGGUACAGAGCCCCCGAGGUGCUGCUCAGAUCCACAUCCUACAGUUCACCCAUAGACCAGUGGGCAGUUGGCUGCAUCAUGGCGGAGCUUUACACCCUCAGGCCUCUGUUCCCAGGCUCUAGUGAAGUCGACACCAUAUUCAAGAUUUGCCAAGUCUUGGGGACGCCAAAGAAGAAUGAUUGGCCAGAGGGAUACCAGCUGGCCAGUGCGAUGAACUUCCGCUGGCCUCAGUGUGUUCCCAGUAAUCUGAAGACACUGAUCCCGAACGCCAGCCCUGAAGCCAUCCAUCUGAUGACAGACCUGCUCCAGUGGGAUCCCAAGAAGAGACCAGCUUCUGCCCAGGCUCUCAGGUACUCUUACUUCCAUGUGGGCCAGGCUUUGGGCACUCCUCAGCAGAUCCUGGAGCAGGGCAGACCUCAGCCUGGUCUUGUGCCACUGCAGGCACCACUACAGUCACAACAGACACUGCAGCAGCAGCAGCAGCAACAGCAACCACAACCCCUGCUGCUGAAGCCCAUACCCCCUUCCCAGCCUCCACCUCCGAACCAACACUGCUCCCCCUCCAGGCCUCUGCAGCAGAUCCAGCCCUCUCCUAUGACAGCAGCAGCCCAGGCGGCAGCGUACCAGCGGCACACAGAACUGAUGCGAGAGCAGCAGCCAAAGCACAUCCUGAAGCAGGAACAGAGCGAAGGAAUGCCACAGAGCCAUCUUCCUUAUAUUGUUGACAAGAGCCUCCAAAGCAAGACGAGGCAAGAGUCAGAGAAUGCAAACCUACUGAGCUAUCAGAUGAAACCAAAGGGAGGGCGUCGGCGUUGGGGUCAUGGCACAGGACACCUUAAGGGCGAAGACUGGGACGACUAUGAAGAAACUGAUCUGACGUCAAUAAGUAUUCUUGGAAAAAGUAACUUCUCCACAGAGAAGUCGAGGCAGGGAGAGGACGCACUGAGCAGAUAUGGAAAUGUUCUGGAUUUCAGUCGCCCUAACGCAAAGGAAGACGCACCUUUAAACCUAAACAAGUCUUCAGCCUACCAGGAGCCAUCGAGGACCGCCUCUGCCAAACAACAUUAUUUGAGGCAGUCAAGAUAUUUACCUGGCAUCAGCACAAAGAAGAACGUUGCCAUCAAUGCAAGUAAAGACUUCAGUGGGAGCCAUCUUUGGGGCAACAGUAGUAUCCCGUUUGGAGGGACUCUACCGAGCCGAGGCGCUCACGGUACAAACACAAUCCCUGGUGGAUACAUGCCAUCCUUUUACAAAAAGGACCUGGGCUCUGGUGGUCAUAGAGGGCAUCAGGGUCCUUCAGUGGAAUCAACAGCAUCAAAUUAUGCAACGUGGCGAUCUGGCCGGAGUCACAUGAGCACUUCUGCCAACAUGCCAUUGGCCAACAAGAGCACCCCUGGUCUGCUGCCACGCCCGCCAGUACAGGCCAUCCACGGGAGAACAGACUGGUCUGCCAAAUAUGGACACCGCUAGUGGCCUCCCCAGGGCUCCGAUCUGUGCCCUGGAAGAGAGAUCCGCGCUCCUAAAAACUCUUUUCACCUCCAAAGAGUAGGCCUAGUUGUUUUAUAAUCGAGAUCUGUACAUACAUCUUACACAGCAAUAAUUUUAGUUUCAUUAUGUGUACUAUAGAUGUUGUGAGUUGUAAAAUAUCUUACUGUAUAUGUGUAAAGCUAAAUGCAACCAGCCAAAAUUUGAGCCCAGAUUUGCUCCUCUGUGUUUUUUUUUUUUGUAUAUCUGUAACAUAACUACUGUCCUGCUGAGGUUACACCUGUACACUCAGUUUUGUAUAAGAUUUAUCAUUGAAUGGUGUUUGCCAGCCUGUAUACAUGAUAUGCAUAUUAUUAUAACUUUAUGAAAACUUCACUGUGACUUGUUUUUGGCUAACUAAUUACUUUGCCUCUGUACAAUAUCUCUUUUUUUUACAUAUAUAUUCCUGGUGUUUUUGUUUUCAUGACGCUAGCCUUGCCAAUCAGGUUAUUAUUUGUGCAUUAUAUGUUUUUAAAGACAUUUGGGGCAGUGCUUUAAUUUCAGUUAAGAGUACUCCACCGAUUUAGACUUCUAAAACAUCACCACCAGGAUCACAAUCUUUGCAGCAGAACCAGAUAUAGCUUUUUAAAAGCAUGCAUUUUUCUUCCUUGUGAAGACCUGGUGCCUACAUCACACACAAUGCACCUUGACCCAAUUUACUCGACUGCAUGGAUUCGGGCAUUAUAUGCUAGUAGUGGCUAGUGUAGCCUUGAACCGCUGGCCUCAAACAGAGAUAAUGAGCGGGCUGAAGAGGUCUGAUAAGCUCACUUUUUUCUGACUCCACACCCCCAAAUGGUUGUCUUUCUCAAACUUGUAGUCUUUAGCUUCAUCUGCACUAGAUUUUCCCCCAAGGACCGACAUGAUGCUAGAUGUAAAAUCGGUGGAGUUGCCCUUUUAAGUUGCCACCUUCUGUGUGUAUUAGUUUCAGUAUUAGGCAGUAAAAUGCCACCCAGCACAUUCUCAAUUAGUUAUGUGUGAUUGUUGAAUUGCCAGUUAUUGACUGUAAUUAAACCUUUGGGUGCUGAUAUGUUCAACGUGUCAUUUUUUACAAAAUACUUUUAAGUG